AUGGAAACCAAGGCGGAUACGGGGGUAACAGUGGUGGAUAUGGCGGCGGGUAUGAAGGAAAUGGCGGAUAUGAGGGUCAACACGGCGGGAAUAGAGGUGGCCACGGCGGCUAUGAAGGACGCGGUGGAUAUGAGGGUCAACACGGCGGGAAUAGAGGUGGCCACGGCGGCUAUGAAGGACGCGGUGGAUAUGAGGGUCAACACGGCGGGAAUAGAGGUGGCCAUGGCGGCUAUGAAGGACACGGCGGAUAUGAGGGUCAACACAGCGGAUAUGAGGGUCAACACGGUGGGAAUAGAGGUGGCCAUGGCGGCUAUGAAGGACACGGUAGCGGGAAGAGAGGUGGCCAGGGUGGGUAUGAGGAACACGGUGGGAACAGGGGUGGCCAUGGCAGUUACGACGGGUAUAGAGGCGGUCAUACAGGACAUUAACAUUAUCAGUUGA
Amorphotheca resinae ATCC 22711 is the source of this 441-nucleotide messenger RNA. RefSeq lists its product as hypothetical. Bases 1 to 441 code for a protein of 146 amino acids. Lineage: Eukaryota; Fungi; Ascomycota; Leotiomycetes; Helotiales; Amorphothecaceae. The transcript has a single exon. The record is from RefSeq and is a predicted model, not a curated record.